ACGCUGUGCCCUCAUGGCUGGAGCAGCCCCACGGUGCCGUCCCCAUGCCACUCCCAGGGGGGUCCAUCCAUGCCCCUUGGAGUGCCCUGGGUGGGGGUAUGGGUGCAGGGGUGGUGGCUGGUAAGCCCAUCCCACCCCAGGGCUGGUGCUGGGUGAUCGCACUGCUCCAAGAGCCUGCUCCUUCCUUAUCUCCAGAAGUUCAUGCCUAAUUUUUGGCACCAACCGGGGCGAUUCCCCCAUUUUGGGGUACCCUGUGGGUGCCUAAUUUCCUGCUCCAGGCCAGCCCAUCAACCCCCAUGGCCGCAUCUACCCUGAGGAGAUGAUCCAGACCGGGAUCUCGCCCAUCGAUGUGAUGAACAGCAUCGCCCGGGGCCAGAAGAUCCCCAUCUUCUCUGCUGCUGGGCUCCCCCACAAUGAGAUUGCUGCACAGAUCUGCCGGCAGGCUGGGCUGGUGAAGAAGUCCAAGGACGUGAUGGACUACCAUGAUGACAACUUUGCCAUCGUCUUCGCUGCCAUGGGGGUGAACAUGGAGACAGCUCGCUUCUUCAAGUCGGACUUUGAGGAGAACGGCUCCAUGGAGAAUGUGUGCCUCUUCCUCAACCUGGCCAAUGACCCCACGAUUGAGCGGAUCAUAACACCCCGCCUGGCCCUGACCACUGCUGAGUUCCUCGCCUACCAGUGCGAGAAACACGUGCUGGUGAUCCUGACAGACAUGAGCUCCUAUGCCGAGGCCCUGCGGGAGGUGUCAGCAGCCAGGGAGGAGGUGCCCGGCCGCCGCGGCUUCCCUGGCUACAUGUACACCGACCUGGCCACCAUCUACGAGCGGGCUGGGCGCGUGGAGGGCAGGAAUGGCUCCAUCACGCAGAUCCCCAUCCUGACCAUGCCCAACGAUGACAUCACCCACCCUAUCCCCGACCUGACGGGCUUCAUCACUGAGGGGCAGAUCUACGUUGACCGGCAGCUCCACAACAGGCAGAUCUACCCCCCCAUCAAUGUACUGCCCUCCCUCUCCCGCCUGAUGAAGUCGGCCAUUGGGGAGGGCAUGACCAGGAAGGACCACGGGGAUGUGUCCAACCAGCUGUACGCCUGCUACGCCAUCGGGAGGGACGUGCAGGCGAUGAAGGCGGUGGUGGGGGAAGAGGCGCUCUCGCCCGAUGACUUGCUUUACCUGGAGUUCUUGCAGAAGUUCGAGAAGCAAUUCAUCACCCAGGGUCCCUACGAGAACCGGACCAUCUUUGAGUCCCUGGAUAUCGGUUGGCAGCUGCUGCGCAUCUUCCCCAAGCAGUUGCUCAAGCGCAUCCCUGAGAGCAUCCUGGCCGAGUACUACCCGCGUGAUGCCAAAGCACCGGGCCAGGGGCCGGCCAGCACGGCCCUCUAACCCCUGAGCUCUGGGCUGAGCUGGUCAGCUCUGGGGAGCAAGCCCUGUGUCCCUGAAACCAUCCACAGGUCCCUCCUGUGGGGCUGCUGAGCAGGUGCAGAGGGCUGUGGGUCCUUGGCACCAGCAUCCCAAAGCGGUCAGAAACCUUCUCUCCUUGCUCAAUAAAACC
Molecule: messenger RNA, 1547 nt
Organism: Falco peregrinus (peregrine falcon)
Lineage: Eukaryota; Metazoa; Chordata; Aves; Falconiformes; Falconidae
Product: V-type proton ATPase subunit B
Exons: 9
Coding region: 320-1378 (352 amino acids)
Molecular function (GO): ATP binding
Source: RefSeq, a predicted model, not a curated record